GUUCGGCCAGUUUGACAGAUAUCCUCAAACUUGACAAUUCACAUUUUUUUAUGUAUCAAACGGUGCUAAAUCACUUAGACUUCUUUAUCUAAGAUCUCCUUUAUGCACAACAGUAGCCAGAGAUGCGACUGAAAUGGAUACAAUUCCCGAAGACGUCAUCAUAGGCAGUGUGGGUCGAACUCCGGUGACCCGAUAAAUUCUUGACUUAUUAAGGGUGAGUCAGUAAUCACGUGCUUAAAACACAGGUGAACGAUCGACUAGGUCAACAUUUGCCUUGCGUAAGCUAAGAUUGCAACCUUAAGGUAGUCACGAGGGGCUUAGCUGCCCCAUUGUUACGUCAUCUCAGGUGUAGCACACCUUGAAACAAUGGUGCACAGUCGGUGAACAGGGUUGCAGGUUCCGUGUCACGUACCAAUAGUUGGAUUCCAAACAUUGCUACUUUCUAUGUCAACUCUCGUCACCUAGGACAAAGCACAAAAAAUAAAAAUGCAAGCUUGGACACAGUUCAAGCUUCUUCUGUGGAAAAACUACCUUCUACAGAAGAGGAAGAAAAUUGUCACCGCUUUCGAGAUCGGACUGCCGGCAUUGUUCGCCUUGAUCCUGGUGUUUGUACGUCGUGAUGUCCAGUCAACCACGUACACGACUCCAAUCUAUUAUCCAGAAUUUCCCAUCAAUAAGCUACCAGAUGAACUCAGCCUCUUUAACCAAUGGGAGGUGGCUUAUUCACCUAACAACACUGCAGUCAAGACAGUCAUGGACAUCGUGGCAACCAAACUAGGAGUGCAAGUUCGAGGAUUCAAGAACGAGACAUUUUUACAGACGUAUGUCCACAAUGCGAUGGAGAAAGAGAAAGAACUGCAGACAAAAGUGCUGGGAGGGGUCGCGUUUAUCAAUGACUUUCCCAAUGAAACAGCCAUACCAGACGAUAUCAUUUACAAGAUUCGUCUGAAGUACAGUCCCCGAGCUGCCAAUGAAGGACCUAUGGUCAACAUGUUCAACCAAGACAAGGACUGGAAAACUCAGUACAUGUUCAAAUUCCUUUCAACUGUCGGACCAAGGAACAAGGGUGACAAUGAAGGAGGGUCCCCAGGCUACUACAGAGAGGGUUUCCUGGCUAUCCAACAUGCUGUGGACAUUUCCUUGGCGGAGGCUCGUGGCGUGGACACCAGCGGCAUCAAUGUCCAAAUGCAGCGAUUCCCGUACCCUAACUACGUGGACGACAGGUUUGUGCUGGUGAUCCAGCAGCAGCUGGGGCAGGUCUUGAUGCUGAGCUUCGUCUACACCGUCUUAAACAUCGUCAAGAUACUCGUACAUGAGAAGGAGAAGAAACUGAAGGAGUCCAUGAAGAUGAUGGGUCUGAACGGUUAUCUGCACUGGAUCUCCUGGUUUGUGAAAGAGUUCCUGUUUCUGAUGAUCACCAUGGCACUCUUCACCAUGCUCAUCUGUGUCAAGUUCUGGCCACAGGGAAGGGUUGUCCAACAGACUGAUCCUAGCAUCAUACUGAUCUACCUGAUGUUGUUUGCCAUCUCCACCAUCUGCUUCUGCUUUGCCAUAUCUGUCUUCUUUUCAAAAGCAAACACUGGGUCGAUCGUAGCGGGCGUCCUGUACUUCAUGACGUACGUCCCGUUCUACUUCAUCACAAACCUGUACGACCAGAUGACCUGGCACCAGAAGAUGGCGUCCUGCCUCCUCAGCAACACCGCCAUGGCCAUGGGGGGGCAGGUCAUUGGCAUGUUUGAGGGGACAGGCGCAGGAGUGCAGUGGUCGACCAUCAACACAGGUGUGUCUGUGGACGAUAACUUCACCAUGCUGCAUGUGUUCAUGAUGCUGAUACUGGACAGUGUGCUGUACUGUAUGGUUGCCUGGUACAUAGAGGCUGUCUUUCCUGGUGACUAUGGAGUACCGCAACCUUGGUACUUCCCUGUACUGCGCUCGUACUGGUGCGGCUCCAGCAAGUCUGACUUUGUUGAUGAGGAUGACAAUGAGACCACGCCUCUACUGUCAGGAGAAAAACACAGUGAUAAUCAGGGGGAGUACUUCGAGAAAAACCCAGCUAAUCUCAAAGCUGGUGUCAGGAUCAGGAACCUGAAGAAGACCUUUGGAAGCGGUAAGAAGAAGAAGACAGCUGUUGGAGGGAUCACCAUGGACAUGUACGAGGGGCAGAUCACAGCCCUUCUGGGGCAUAACGGAGCAGGGAAGACUACCACCAUGUCCAUGCUUACAGGUCUGUUCCCUCCCAGUGGAGGCACGGCGCUGGUUAAUGGUUAUGACAUCAGGUACAACAUGCCAUCUAUCCGGCAGAGUCUGGGCCUGUGUCCUCAGCACGACAUCCUGUAUGAUGACCUGACUGUGGAGGAACAUCUCUACUUCUUUGCCAAGCUGAAGGGACAUCCUCAUGACAAAGUCCAAGCUGAGAUAAACCAGAUGAUCGCCGCCAUGAAGCUGGAGGAUAAGCGACAUGUGCGGACCAGCGCCCUGUCUGGGGGCAUGAAGAGAAAACUGUCCGUUGGUAUCGCACUGUGUGCAAACUCCAAGAUCAUGGCCCAGGGUACACUCAGGUGCUGCGGCUCAAGUCUGUUCCUCAAGAACAAGUAUGGUGUUGGCUAUCACAUGGUUAUUGUCAAGCAGCCGAGCUGCCACGUGUCAGCUGUGUCAAAGGUCGUCAAAGCCCACAUUCCUCAUGCCAAGAUGGAGAGCAACGUUGGCGCGGAGCUGAGCUACAUCCUCCCCACGGAGAGCUCGGCAAAGUUUGAGGCACUUUUUACUGAGAUCGAGGAGAGGAAAGAGGAACUUGGCAUCGACGGUUAUGGAGCAUCUAUUACAACUAUGGAGGAGGUUUUCCUUAAGGUUGGAGGAGACUCAGACCCUGACAUUGACAAGCACCUUCACAGAGCCGCAGAGAGCUACCAGAGCAUGUCCCGUUCCCCCUCCCCUACUGCCGUCCCUGUGGCGGUGCCAAAUGGCACAGCAGUCCCUGCUACUGCAAAUGGUUCUGCCAUGAUCAAUGGUUCCUUACCUGUCCCUGAUGGCGGAGAUGACAUCGAAGCCCAGUUGUUGCCUCUUGGUGAGUUUGACUCAUCCGUAGCUACUGGUAAUCUGAAGAGGAACACGGGCACACAGCUGUACAUGCAGCAGUUCUACGCCAUGUUCCUGAAGCACAUGCUGCACUCCUGGAGGAACAUCUGGGUCUUCCUCAUCCAGUUUGGCAUCCCCCUUCUCUACACAGCCUUCUCACUCAUUGUAGCCAAGACAUAUCCUGGGCCACAGGAUUCCCCAGCUCUGAAUCUGACAACGACACCGUAUGGUCCAAACGAGUCCCCCUUCACCGCUGGUAUCAAUCCGAACAAUGUAACGAGGGAUCUUGCUCAACUCUACGCUUCACAGUUUGCUGACACCCCCACCACUCCCUCCAACAUCAGCAACUCUUCAGUCUGGGACAAACCACCCAACAUGACUGAAUACCUGGUGGACUUGAGGACAAGGAGAAAUGACUAUGUGUACCACAGGGUACUUGUAGCAAGCUCAUUUCAAACUGACAAUGCAACUGGUAGAAUAAAUGCGACCGCGCUUUUCAACAACAUGCCAUACCAUACACCAGGACAGACUCUGGUAACUCUGGACAAUGCCAUUCUGAAGUAUUUGUUGGGAGAGAGCUUCUCAGUGAAGACUAUCAACCACCCAAUGCCGAGAACGGUAGAGGACACAGCCACAGACCAACUGUCUACGGGGAUCACAGCAUUUGCCAUCGCCUUCAACAUGGUGUUUGGUAUGUCCUCCCUGGCUGCCAGCUUUGUCCUGUUCAUCGUGCGCGAGCGUGCAACCAAGGCCAAGCACAUCCAGUUUGUGAGCGGAGUUCACAGCCUGACGUUCUGGUUCUCCACCUUUGCUUGGGACAUCCUGAACUACCUGGUGCCCUGUCUGCUGAUCCUAGUGCUGUUGUGGGGAUUCGAUGUGAAGGCUUAUGUGGAAGAUGGGAGAGUAGCGAUGAUUUUGCUGUUGUUCUUCUUGUACGGCUGGGCUAUGAUCCCCAUGAUGUACCUGGCAUCGUUCCUCUUCACUGUCCCCUCCACUGGCUUCGUACGUCUCACCAUGUUCAACAUCAUCGCUGGAGUGGCCACCAUGCUGGCUGUGGGAAUCCUUGCAAUUCCUGGCCUGGACCUGGAAGACGUCUCUAAAGGACUGUCUUGGGGGUUCUCUGUCCUACCCAACUACUGCCUGGGCCAGGCCUUUGCAGACUUUGGCAGUAACUACCAGGUUGUGUCUUUGUGCACUCAAGAUCCCAUCACUGAGGCUAUCUGCAAAGAUUUUAAUGUAACUUGGACCACCAAUUACUUACAGUGGGAGAGGAACGGUAUCGGUCGCUUCCUGGUGUUCUUGGCAUGGGAGGGGGUCUUCUUCUUUGGUCUUCUGUUCUUGGUGGAGUCCAACCUACUCAGGCAAUUCUGGUAUUUCAUCAGGCCCAAGAAAGCACCAACUGCCAUCAGUUCAGAUGGACAGUACAGUAUCCAGGAUGAUGAGGAUGUUGCUAGGGAACGGACCCGCAUCAACAACACACCCCUCAGGCAGCUCUUCUCAACAGAUGCCCUCAUUCUAAAGGAACUCAGGAAGAUUUACAAUGAGUACAGCUCGGAGCCACUUGUUGCAGUAGAAGGGUCGUCCCUGGGGAUCCCACUUGGAGAGACCUUUGGGCUUCUGGGAAUCAAUGGGGCAGGGAAGACCACCACCUUCAAGAUGCUGACGGUCCAGCAGCUGAUAGGCUACUGCCCACAGUUUGAUGCCCUGAUUGACCAGAUGACCGGCAGGGAGACCCUGUACAUGUUUGCCCGGCUCAGGGGUGUGCCUGAGAAGAACAUCAAACCUGUGGUGGACGACCUGCUGCAGGCUCUGAUGAUAGAGGAACAUGCCGACAAGCUUACCAAGGCUUACAGUGGUGGCAAUAAGAGGAAGUUGAGCACAGCCAUUGCGCUGGUGGGAGACCCUCCCAUUGUGUUUCUGGACGAGCCCACCACGGGGAUGGACCCUGUAGCCAGGAGGAUGCUGUGGGACUCUCUGUGCCAGGUGCGACAGGCGGGCAGGUGUAUCGUCAUCACCUCUCACAGUAUGGAGGAGUGUGAAGCCCUCUGCACCUGUCUUGCCAUCAUGGUUAAUGGACAGUUUAAGUGCCUGGGCAGCACCCAGCACCUGAAGUCCAGGUUUGGGGAGGGCUACAUGCUUAUCGCCAAGGUGGCCUGUAACACACCACAGGAGGAGAGACAGAACAUCUUGCCACUUAAAGACUUCAUAGAGGAGAACUUCCCAGGGAGUAUCCUGAAGGACGAACACUACGGUAUGGUUCACUACCACGUCAAGGACCGCUCCCUGACUUGGGCCCGGGUGUUCGGCACCAUGGAAAGGGCCAAGACCAGGUUUAACAUCGAGGACUACCUUGUAAGCCAGACCUCACUGGAACAAGUGUUCCUCAACUUUGCUAAGUGGCAGAGACAAACAGAUGAGUAGCUGACAAAAAAUAUUCAAAACAGAUAAAAGCAAUGAUAGUAAAAUGAGCCACUAAUGCCUCGAGUUUAUUACUGUUGUUACAUUUCAAAUGGAAAUUUGUGACUUUAAACUACUCAUCUCAGGCAGUGAUCAAUUUCAAU
Molecule: messenger RNA, 5636 nt
Organism: Branchiostoma floridae (Florida lancelet)
Lineage: Eukaryota; Metazoa; Chordata; Leptocardii; Amphioxiformes; Branchiostomatidae
Product: ATP-binding cassette sub-family A member 3-like
Exons: 28
Coding region: 487-5496 (1669 amino acids)
Biological process (GO): transmembrane transport; lipid transport
Cellular component (GO): intracellular membrane-bounded organelle; membrane
Molecular function (GO): ATP hydrolysis activity; ATP binding; lipid carrier activity
Source: RefSeq, a predicted model, not a curated record